Molecule: messenger RNA, 672 nt
Organism: Cryptosporidium muris RN66
Lineage: Eukaryota; Apicomplexa; Conoidasida; Eucoccidiorida; Cryptosporidiidae
Exons: 1
Coding region: 1-672 (223 amino acids)
Molecular function (GO): S-adenosylmethionine-dependent methyltransferase activity
Source: RefSeq, a predicted model, not a curated record
AUGGCUGAUUAUGGAACCUUAGAGUAUUGGGAAGAAAGAUAUAAGAAGGACAGAAACCCAUAUGAUUGGUAUCAAAAGUGGGAUAUGCUAGAAAAUUUACUUAAGGAAUAUAUUGGUAAGGAUGAUAAAAUAUUAAUUGUAGGAAAUGGAACAAGUAGAUUACCUGAGGAUUUAUACGAUGGUGGAUUUCGAAAUGUAGAAUGUAUGGAUAUAAGCCUAACUGCAGUAGAUAUAAUGCAUGAAAGGCUAGCUAGUAGAGGUAUUAAAUGCCAAGUUUCUGAUGUUCUUAAUAUGGUUCAAUUUUUAGAUAAUGAAUAUAAUAUAGUAUUAGAUAAAGGGACAUUUGAUACAAUCCUUUGUAGUGAAAAUAGUUAUGUAAAGGCAGACCAAAUGUUGAAAGAAAUAUAUCGAAUACUAAAUAAGGAGAAUGGAAAGUAUAUAUGUAUAUCAUAUGGGCAACCAUCAUACAGAUUAACAUACUUAAAAACAAUGAAUAAAUGGGAUGUAGAUGUAUUAUCUGUAAAAAAACCUAUGUCAAGUAAUAUUUAUAAAUUAACCCAUAAUAAUAAUAGUAAUGAUGGUUAUCAAAAUGAAGAUAGUAAUAAUAAUAGUGAUAGACCUGACUUAUUUCACUACAUAUAUAUAUGUAAAUUGAAAAAAAAUAAUGAAUAA